Solenopsis invicta (red fire ant) is the source of this 1616-nucleotide messenger RNA. Its product is annotated as nose resistant to fluoxetine protein 6. Gene Ontology annotation, molecular function: acyltransferase activity, transferring groups other than amino-acyl groups. Lineage: Eukaryota; Metazoa; Arthropoda; Insecta; Hymenoptera; Formicidae. The transcript has 4 exons. The record is from RefSeq and is a predicted model, not a curated record. The coding region runs from base 45 to 581 and encodes 178 amino acids.
AUUGAUUUUCGUUUGCAGACAAUACAGUAUGGUUCUGGAGAAAUAUGGAAAAUUAUGGUUUUUUAUUUGAUCCAUUGAUUGGAAUUAUAUCAGUAGACAUUUAUUUUUUUGCAAGUGGAUUUUUGGUGGCUCAUUGGUAUUUGAGAGAUAAAGCAAACAAAAUUCUGAUUAAGCAAAUUCAAUAUAGAGAAAAAUUAAAUGAACUUUUGAUCAAUAUAGUAAAAAGAUUUCUUCGGUUGACACCAGUUUAUAUAAUGGUAUUAGGAAUAAUGCAAGUAAAUUCAGAAUGGCUUGAUAAGACAUCACAAAUUUAUAUGAAUGAGAAGUCGCACGAAAUUUGCGCAAAGUACUGGUGGAGAAAUCUUCUAUACAUAAAUAAUUUCUUUGAUGUCGAUACAUUGUGCAUGAGUUGGAGCUGGUAUCUAGCUGUCGAUAUGCAAAGUCAUGUAAUCGUUUUAAUGGUAUUAAUUUUAUCAACUAUGUAUUUCUAUGCCGCUGUUAUAAUAUCAGGUGCGCUUUUAAUAGGCUCGAUUAUUUUUACUGGCUAUACUUCAUAUAUUUAUGAAUAUGUUCCCACGUAAGUUAUUUUACACACUCGUAUAUAAAUAAAAAGGUAGUAUUAUGGCCCAUGUAGGUAUUGUGGUCACUUGUAUUACCUCCGUUAUUAGCCUUCCAUUAUUCUCGUGCGACAAACGAACAUAAAUACUUUCGUGCGAACGCUGCGUUACGUCUGCAUAUGUAUCGCUAUAUUAGUUAGUUAUAUUAUAGUUUUCUUAGAUCACACUGAGUUGAUCGUUGAAAGAAAAAAUAAAUUAAUCAAAGAAAUAAAAAUAAUAAAUACAGUCCACGUUGUAUCAACACAGUCUUGUAAAAACAAAACAAUGUAACGCUCGGUUCGUUGAUAGAAAAUUAGUGAGAAUACGCAACGGCGCGUGUCGUGUCGAUUGUACAUACGUAUUUGCUUUCAUAAUCGCCGCACUCAGAUGUACCAUACGUUAACAUUUUUAAAGUCUUUAAUAAAAAUUUUAUUAAACAAAGAAUAACCGUACAAAUAUAAUCUAGAUUAUCUAAAAAAUUAUAAGUGAAAAGUUAAAAAGUUAUAAAUAUAUAUUUUAUAUUAGAUCUGUGCAAUUAAAAAAAUUAGAUGUGACUUGAGCGUUUGCCUGAUAUGAGACCUACGGAUAGUUAAGUAUAUUUAGUGAAUAUUAAACAAAUUCCAGUAAUUACUUUAAAAAUUAUUUGUUUAACUGGCAGCGUUAUGUAGUAACAAUAAUAUACCAAUAUUUAAUAUAAUAGUCGACUUUUGUUACAAAAUAUUUUUACUUUCGAGCUUUUUGAAAUAUUUUAAAAUAGAGGAAAAACGGCGGGCGUGGAAUAUAUCUAGGGUGUUGAAAUAUCAUGAUACCUUGUAUAAUGCGCGUUGAAUUCUAAAAGCAAUUUAACCAUUAAAAUGAUUUUGUUACAGUAUUUAACAUGUGUUUUUAUAACACAGUUUACUAUAUUAAUUCGCCAUAUUACAUCUGGCAUUUCGAUUUUUGUAUUUUUGAUAUCCGUUUAAUAAUCAGCAAUCUCGAAAACACAUAAAUAACAGUAAGUUUCAAGCAAAUUCGGUCGAU